Molecule: messenger RNA, 973 nt
Organism: Ciona intestinalis (vase tunicate)
Lineage: Eukaryota; Metazoa; Chordata; Ascidiacea; Phlebobranchia; Cionidae
Product: ufm1-specific protease 1-like
Molecular function (GO): deUFMylase activity
Source: RefSeq, a predicted model, not a curated record
AGUUAAAUUCUUACAAACAUAAGCAUUUACAAAUUACGUUUAACAACUAACAAAUAAUUUUUGGUAAAAGUUAGUAUGGAGAAAUUACUUCGAGAUGUUCAUAUUGGAUUAGACUUACCAUGCUCUCCUGUGCAAAUAAUUAAGGGAAGCUACACUUAUUAUCAUUAUCUUUGCGAUGGAACUGAUGACAGGGGUUGGGGGUGUGGUUAUAGAACAUUGCAAACCAUUUUAAGUUGGAUACAAUUUAACAAACAAAAUAUUCAUGAGAACAUAAUGCUGCCCAAUAUAUUUGAUAUACAAGAAGCACUUGUUAAAAUGGAGGAUAAGCAAAAUAGCUUUGUAAAUUCUCGAGAAUGGUUGGGUUCUUUUGAAGUCUGCCUGUGUAUAGAUUACUUUCAUGGUGUGCCUUGCAAAAUACAGCAUAUUCGCAGUGGUGAAAACAUUCAUGAGGCUCUGCAAUUUCUUUGGCAGCAUUUUCAGGACUUUGGAAGUCCUGUAAUGAUGGGAGGGGAUACAGAUGCUUCUUCCAAGUGCAUCCUUGGCAUUUGUGGAAAAGAAAAGAAUGAAUGUUAUCUUCUUAUUCUUGACCCACACUGUUCAAAAACAAACGUGACAACAGAAGAACUUAUUUCUGAUAAAUGGGUAACAUGGAGAAAUAUAGACACCCUGCUUAAUAGCUCUUUCUAUAAUCUAUGUCUGCCUCAAGUUAAAAGCAAACUGGGGUGACUGGUUUUUUAUGUUCAGCGGGUCACUUAUAAUGGAGAGAAUACCUUUGUGCAAUAUCUUACAAAAAUAUACACCACAAUCUUAUUUGCAAGUUACAACUAUAUUAAACAUCUAGACACAAAUAAAUAUUACAAAAACACAUAAAGUAUAUAGAACAUUUGAAACAAGUUUUUAACCACAGUGUUUUGUUAUAAUUCACAGUUAUAAACUGUUGAAAGAUCAUUCAAUUUCUCAAGAUCAUGUCCUU